This is a messenger RNA of Ochotona curzoniae (black-lipped pika), 3406 nucleotides long. It is a transcript of the gene SEC14L5, whose product is annotated as SEC14 like lipid binding 5. The transcript has 16 exons. Lineage: Eukaryota; Metazoa; Chordata; Mammalia; Lagomorpha; Ochotonidae. Gene Ontology annotation, cellular component: cytoplasm. Bases 288 to 2360 code for a protein of 690 amino acids. The record is from RefSeq and is a predicted model, not a curated record.
CUUGCGUCUCUCGGGCCUCUGCCCUGGCUGACUGGCCAAGCGGCGCCGCUUUGCAGGACUGAGCAACCUGGAGUCAGGCAACCGCGGUUGAGCCCCGCGUUUGCCCGAGGCGCUGCGCUCCGGGCCCAGCCAACGCCGCGAGUUCCCCGACGGAUAGCUCCUCCUGCACCAGGCUAAAGCUGACGGUCCUGCCACCUCCCCCGCCGGGACCGCGACCCUGGGUGCUCCCAGGACGAAGAUUCCGCACACCUCCCCCACCCCGCCCUGGGAACGUCUGUGUGGUGAACAUGGUGCAGAAGUACCAGUCUCCUGUCCGUGUCUACAAGUACCCCUUCGAACUGGUCAUGGCGGCCUACGAGAAGCGCUUCCCCACCUGCCCGCAGAUCCCUGUCUUCCUGGGCAGCGAGAUCCUGCGUGAGUCCCGCAGCCCCGACGGAGCGGUGCACGUGGUGGAGCGGAGCUGCCGGCUGCGUGUGGACGCUCCACGCCUGCUGCGGAAGAUCGUAGGCGUGGAGCACGUGGUCUUCGUGCAGAGGAACGUCCUGAACUGGAGGGAGAGAUCACUGCUCAUCGAGGCUCAUAACGAGACCUUCGCCAGCCGCGUGGUGGUGCAGGAGAACUGCAGCUACACGGUCCACCCUGAGAAUGAAGAUUGGACUUGCUUCGAGCAGUGUGCCUCACUGGACAUUCGGUCCUUCUUUGGCUUUGAGAAUGCUCUGGAGAAGCUGGCCAUGAAGCAGUACACUGCCAGUGUCAAGAGAGGCAAGGAGGUGAUUGAGCAUUACCUGCAAGAGCUCCUCUCCCAGGGUACCUCUCACGUUCCCCGGUGGAUACCUGCCCCCGUCCGGGAGGAGGACAGCUGCAGCCAGUCAGGCCUGCAGGACCUUGGUGUUCAAGGGACUGGUGACUCCACUCUGGAGACAGUGGAUGCAGAUGGCAACAUGUUGGACACCAACUCCAGGGAGAGGCGCCUAGGCCACCUCACCCCCACGCAGGAGAGCUGCCUGACCCGGCUGCGACACUGGCUGCAGGAGACCCACCAGGGCAAGAUUCCCAAAGACGAGCACAUCCUUCGGUUCCUGCGGGCCCGUGACUUCCACCUGGACAAGGCCCGGGAGAUGCUGUGCCACUCCCUGAGCUGGCGGAAACAGCACCAGGUGGAUCUCCUCCUGCAGACCUGGCGCCCCCCUGCCCUGCUGGAGGAGUUCUACGCUGGGGGCUGGCACUACCAGGAUAUUGACGGCCGCCCGCUCUACAUCCUGCGCCUGGGCCAGAUGGACACCAAGGGCUUGAUGAAAGCAGUAGGGGAGGAGGUGCUGCUUCAGCAUGUUCUGUUCAUCAAUGAAGAAGCACAGAGGCGCUGUGAAGGGAGUUCUAAGCUGCUUGGCCGCCCCAUCAGUUCCUGGACCUGCCUGUUGGACCUGGAUGGGCUCAACAUGCGGCACCUCUGGCGGCCCGGCGUGAAGGUGCUGCUGCGCAUGAUUGAGGUGGUGGAGGCCAACUACCCUGAGACCCUGGGCCGGCUGCUCAUCGUGCGAGCACCCCGCGUCUUCCCAGUGCUCUGGACGUUGAUCAGCCCUUUCAUCAAUGAGAACACCAGGCACAAGUUCCUCAUCUAUAGUGGCCGUGACUACCUGGGUCCCGGGGGCCUGGUUGACUACCUGAACAGAGACGUGAUUCCUGACUUCCUCGGGGGGCAGAGCCUGUGCAAUGUGCCCGAGGGAGGCCUGGUCCCCAAGUCCCUCUACCUGACAGAGGAAGAGCAGGGGCAUGCGGAACAAUUGCGGAAGUGGAGUGAGACCUACCAUUCGGCCAGCGUGCUUCGUGGGGCACCCCACGAGGUGGUGGUGGAGAUUCUGGAAGGGGAGUCGGUCAUCACGUGGGACUUUGACGUCCUGCGAGGCGACAUGGUGUUCAGCUUGUACCAUGCCAAGCAGGCACCCAUACUGGCAGCCCAGGAGCCUGCGGCCAGGGCCGGCAGGCAGCUGAUUGACAGGAACUGGGUCCUGGGUGUAGAUUACAGCUGCGUGCAGGCCCCACUGCUCUGCCGGGAAGGGGAGAGCAUCCAGGGUUCCCAUGUGACACGGUGGCCAGGGGUCUACUUGCUCCAGUGGCAAAUGCACAGUGCCCCUGGUGGCAUGGCCUGCAGCCUCCCGGGUGUGGACGGAGUCCUCACAGCCCUGCACAGCCCCGGGCCCCGGGGCAAGCUCCUCUACUACUACGAGGUGCUCGCGUCUGAGGACUUCAGGGGCUCCAUGUCCAGUCUGGAAUCCUGUACCAGUGGCUUCUCCCAGCUCAGCGCUGCCACCUGCUCUUCCUCCUCUGGCCAGUCUCAUAGCAGCUCCCUGAUCUCCAGAUAGCCAGAAGUCUCCAAGAUGAGAAGCCAGCUUGCUGCUAUUAUGGGGCCAGCAAACCUGUGGACUGGAGCCCUGGACCAAGAUGCUGCCUGCCAUGGAACAGGUGUGGAGCAAGCAGCAAGGACCCAGCUCCUGGCCAGUGUGUAGUGUGAGCCCCCCAAGACAGUGAGACACUACUCUCUCCUGCGGGCUUUGCCUACCCAAAGGCCAAGGUGUGGACUGGCCUGCCUUUCGGUUUCCUAGGACAUGAGCCUGGUCUGUUCUUCCUGGACUAGCUGCUUUCUCCCCGUGUGCCACUCCCAGAGUAGCCUCUUACCAGCAGGAACAGCCUCCCCUCAUGCUCUUCCCCUAUCCCUAUUGACUCUCCCAGCCAGCCUAUGCUGUGGAGGAAGACAGGGCUAGUAAGUGGGUGAAGACAGGCAGAGUCCAGAGGCCUGCGCCUGGAGAGAGCCUGGGGCCCCUGAGCUCCCGCAUCCACCUGGUCCUCUUGACUGCCUGGUGGGAUAGGUGGGGCCAGUGGCCCCACCCUGGCGUCCUGGUCUCCAAGGUGGGGAGACCUCAGGGAGAUCCUGACUGGGCACAGUCACACACAUACUCCCAACCACCUGGGCCCAGGACAGGGUAAAGAGAGCCGUUGCCCCUAUGGCUAGGGAGCUGCUGAGGGCUCAGGGUUCACAGUUCCCUCUGCCAGGGCAAUGUCUGCUCUGGUUCUCUGCCUGUAAGGUCCCUGGGGCUCCUCCCCUACUGUGUGGUAUCUUCUGGCUGUGGGAAUCUUGGAUGGAAAGCAGCCAGGAGGGGCUCCCCUGCACUCAGUCCUAGCCUGGGUUUCCUUCCCCAUCUGCUCAUCGGGUUGUGUGUCUUAGAGUUGGGCCAUGACCCAAAUGCCAGCCUUCUCUCCAGUAGCCAGGGAGCCUUGAACCAGAAUCUCACCGUUCUGUGCCUCAGCCUCCUCAUCUGUGAGGUGGGAACCGCAGUGCCUACCUCACCAGGUGCCAUGGCACCAAGUGAGUGUAUACAGAAAGUGCUCAAUAAAAGUGGGUGAUGGGCCA